Molecule: messenger RNA, 494 nt
Organism: Hyaloscypha bicolor E
Lineage: Eukaryota; Fungi; Ascomycota; Leotiomycetes; Helotiales; Hyaloscyphaceae
Exons: 2
Source: RefSeq, a predicted model, not a curated record
GCUAGUUCCGGUUCUGCAGACGAUUUGGACGGUUCUGCGGAUAGUUCUGGGGACGAUUUGGACUUUAUAGAUAAUUCGGGCUCUAUAGACGAUUCUAUAGAUAGUUUCCUGGACGAGCUUGGUUCUUUAGACGGUUCUGUAGAUAGUUUUGCGGACGAUUCUGGGGAUGAUUUGGGUUCUGCAGACAAUUUUGGGUCUGAGGCUAGUUCUGGAGCCUCAGGUAAAGGUAGAGGUGGCUAUUGGUCAGACAGUAACUAUUAAAAGCUGGCCGUUUUGGGGGUUUCGUUAAAACCCUAUUUCCUUUAUAUAUCUGAAUAAGGGCAUUUAGAUUUGGUUUCCGGGGGGGUAAUAUGACGGUACUGGCUGGGGGUGGCUAUUAUAUGACUGGUUUCACCUAGCUAGCCGGCGUUUUAGUAGUUUUAGCUAGUAUUUCCCUCUUUUUAUCCCCUUUCCUUCUCUCUCUCCUUUUUCUCCUUAGCUUAGUAUUCUCAAUA